This is a messenger RNA of Pelobates cultripes (western spadefoot toad), 38053 nucleotides long. NCBI's taxonomy places the organism in Eukaryota, Metazoa, Chordata, Amphibia, Anura, Pelobatidae. The record is from the annotation of a GenBank genome assembly.
AUGUACGUGGGCUAUCUUUUGGAUAAGGACAACAACAUGUACCCCAACCCUGUUAGGGUUAACCCUGGACUCAACCUUAACCCCCAGAAUUAUGUCCCUGCUCCCCCUCAGUACUCAGACUUUGCCACCUAUCACCACGUCCCAGGGAUUAACAGUGACCCUCACCAUGGCCAGCCUGGGAGCAGCUGGGGGUCUCCUUAUGUGCCAAGCAGAGAGGAUUGGCACUCAUAUGGCCCAGGACCUGCAACCUCUUCAAAUAACCCCACUCAGAUAGGAUUCGGCCCCACUGAUUUUAAUCCAGUUCAGCCACCAGGUUCCGGACUUAUCCCACCUGCCAUGAACAGCUCAGUGCCCCCACUCUCACCCAAUGCGCAAAGGCGCAACCCUUAUGAGUGGAUGAGGCGCAGUGGAAUACCCGCCAGCAACCCCAACAAUGGUGAGUAGAGGGGUAUGCAAAGAGAGGGGGAACUGGGGGAGGAGUUGGGGCCGGGAAAUUUAAAUGUAAUGGUGUAUUUCAAUAAAUUAAUACAUUCUGGCUGUAUGUGGGGGGCAGUCUAUUUACAGUUUUAGUUAGUAACAAUAAAUAAAAAACAAAUCAACCGUUUUAGUCAUUACUAAAAAUUGAAUAAAUAUAGAACUAUACUUAGCAAAAUUUGAGAUUUUCCAAUAUAUUAAUGUUUGACAAAUGUUGGCCUUAAGACAACACAGAUUGCUAUGUUGUCCCCCUUUUUCGAAACUUAACCUGGGGGGUUAGGAACUGAUGUAAAUAUCAUUGGCAGAUAUGUCUUCCUUAUAGGUCAGAUGUUAUGAUAGGAAGGAAUUUAAGGCAUUACAGAUAUAUCAGAUAUAGUAUGGACUAAUCCAUUUUCAGCAGUUACUGUAAUUUAGGAUAAACAUUCACAAUUGUGUUUUUUUUUUAAUUUAAAUAGGACUGGGCAGAAUUAUUUGCACAAUUUGAAGCUUAGUGAUUAAUCUUGUUUAGUAGUUUACAGGUUAUAGAAAUAGAAUGUUUAAAAAAAUUGUCACAAUUAGUAUUGCAGUAAGGGUUUUUAAUGAACAAGAUCAUGCAGAUAUUUCCAUCACUUAAAUUUCUAUAUAUUUGCUCAUUAUUUAUAAAUCACUAAUAUAUGCUGCAGUGCUGUUUAAUGUGAUUUAUUCAAAUGCUGCCUAGCCUACCAUUAAACAUGACUAAAUAUGAUGGUAAUUUAAAUGCACAAAGCUAUCAAUACCAUUAUGUAUGGUUUUACUUAUUUUGAGCUUGAUGUAAAUGUAAAUUGUAAAAAAUCUGGUGUUUACUAGGUAGGGAAUUUUGGCAAGUUGGCAGCUGCCUUGUGCAAUUUAGUAUAUAAUGUAAGUUUUAACUGUAAUAUAGGUUUUUUCAUGUAUUGCCAACUUAUUAUUAUUUUUUUUUUUAUGGCAUCAAUUAUAUAGCUUAAUAAUAUAGAGUUUGUUUGUUUUUUUAGAUAUAAUCAUUAAUAAUGGCAAAAAAUAUUUUUUAACUUUUGGAACAGUAAGUUCUGAAAACUUGAGAGCCCACUUGCUAGACAAAGAGCACAAUCAAUAGCUUAAAAAAAAAUAAAUUACAGUUCAACAGAGUUGAUGAUUUUUUUCCAACUCUGCCAGUUUUUACAAACUGAUUAUUAACAACCCAAAGUUGCUGCUUAGUGAAGACACCUGAUAGUGCUUGUAAAAUUUAAUAGGAGAUGUCUCUUACUCUUUUAUAUUGUGAGCAGCUUUUAGCGAUAAUCUGGCACUUUAUAAAAGUGCAAAGUAGUAUUUCACUGUGAUUCGAAUUAAACAUGCUUUAAAACAUAUUCCAGGACAGUAAUCGUUAAAAUGUAUAUGGUAUCUUGGAGUCUAUAUUUUUUCCAACGCGACACACAGAUUUUUCCUGUUCCUGGUUUAUAGAGCGUUUGAAACAAGAAAAUACCUGGUGUUGCUAAAUCUGUCUCCUUAGACUUUGCUCAACUUUGUUUCACAUUUUUUUUUUUAAAUCCGCUGUCUCUCCCUCUGCACCUAUCUCAUAUAAUAUAAAUAAUAUUAAUUCAGAUUUCCCAUUUAUUAAUGCACUGGGCAUGCAUUUUGUUUAACUCACACUAUUUUAGUUCAUUACUCAAUUUUCAACUAAUUUUAAUUCUAUUCGAUCUAAAGGAACUUUUUCAUUUUGGACCGGUUUACGAGAAUAAUGAAAAAUAGACAUGUUUAAUAGAUUGAUCAUUAUGUUCUUUCAGCGGUUUUAUUCGUGAGAUACUUUCAUGUUGGUUUCAAGUGCAAUUUUGUCCUUGGAUGCAUUGUUACUCUGGCACUGAAGGCCCCUCCAUUGUCUAAGUGUGGUGGUGGGACAACAAUAGUUAUUGCAAACAAAGACAAUACAAACACGUUUUAGAUAAACUGUGUGAAGGGCCAAGAAGAAAAUAUAAUCAAAUUAAAGACUUUAGGGUUAUAGUUUAGUGUUAUCAACCAAUACUUUUCCUAAACAAAGGUCUUUCACUUCUCAAUGCUAUCAUGAAAUGCUGUUGCAAAACUCGUUUAAUUCUGCUCUGAUAUAUAACAAGCAUUAUGUGAUUCAUAAGAGUUAACAAAAUUAGACUAUAACUAUUCUGGCAUGUAUAAAUAUAGACUACAAUCUUUGGAAAUAGUACAUGUUUAUUGUAAAACACACUAAUAAUACUUUUGCUUUGGAUAAGUUCAUUCAGCUGUAUAAAACUGAAUAUUUUGUGCCCCUAGAUGCAAUAUAAUUAACUAAUUUUCCUUUCUUCUUAGUAGGCUAAGAUCUGUAGGCAUUGUGUAUUCUAGAAUCAGCGUUCUCCAAACUCUGAUGCUCCAGAUAUUGCUGAACUACAACUCCCACGAUUCUUUGAAUGAAAAAGAUAGCCAGAGAAUCAUGGGAGUUGUAGUUCAGCAACAUCUGGAUGGCCAGAGUUUGGGGGACCCUAGAUCAUGGAAGGCCAAAAGAUAAAUCCCACGUAAAAAUAACAGCUCAAUGACUUGCCAGCAGUUUGGUCUUCCCUCAUCAAAGGCUGGGAUUGUUCUUCCAAUUACUCUUGGCCUCCCCCAAAAAUGUAUUAUCACCAUCUACACAAGUUAUUUUCCUUUAGACAAAUGUGCAUAGAAUGUAUUUGAAAUGUGGGUUAGAAUAGCUUGCAGUUCAAGGAUACCUAAAAUUUUAACAUGAUACAAGUUUACACGAAUUAUUAUUUUUUUAAUUUAUUCAUAAUGCACAAGAGAAAUAUUAAUGGUCUCGAACAUUUUAACAAUUGUCUGGUAUUCGUUAUAUCAGGGUCUAAAUAAAUGCUUAGAAGUAGAAAUACAGUUUUGUCUCAAGCAGUAGGUAUGAGAUAAAUAAAACAAUAAUCACAUCUUAUGGAUAUUGAUAAGAAAUUAGAUUUUCAUUUCGGGCAUGCAGCUUUCUAAAUAUGCCAUUGAAGACAUAAUGCAGAAAGUAAGUACAGUUAAGCUUAACAUAACUAUUCCUGCCUGCCAAGAAUCUGUAGUGCGUUGAGUGUGCUAAAAUCUUUCUCUGGCUACUAUAGAAUGCAUUAUUCCAUAAACUAUUUUUCAGAAAAUGAACACUGAAUAAGGUUACCUGAGCACCUGUGGCUCACACCUUCUCUAUUGCUUGUGUCGAUGCUUCCGCAUUAAUCUGAGCUGUGAUGUGCGGCAGUGAUAGUGAACCUCAGUUCAGUGUUAAAACAUUUUCGAAUAGUGAUUAGCAAUGAAUGAGAGCCCCUGACAGCCUGAACCCACUCUUUUCCGAUUGGAGUAUUACUCAUAGCAUUGAUAGGCAUCAAUGAUAGACUAAGAGCAUCAGCAGUCCAAUGUAAGCCUAUUACUUCUGCCCAACACUGGUAUGAAUUGGUACGGCAAACGCAGAGUGUAAGCCAUAUAUCCUGCAGGGAGCAGAGCCAAGGAAGCCUGGGUAUGGUCAAACAGUGUGAAAACAAUCGAAAAGUGCACUGUGGAAUGGUAUCAGGAGACUUCAGGGACCAUAUCCACUUCAAUGAGGUGAAGUGGUUAUGAUGCCUAAAGCGUCCCUUUAAAUUGUACAUCCACUUGUAUUAAUCUUCUUUUCAUUAAAAUAAAUUCAAUAACAAAUAUGUAAUAAUAAGACCAAGCAAUUGUUUCCUUAAUCAAGGGGAGGGAAAUAACAAAUUUCCAUAUUUAAACAAGCAUUUUUUAAAUUACUGAUUUAUUUACUUAGUAUCGGAACUCUGAUUUCUCUACAAAUUCUGCAGUGCUGGGUGCACUUGACUACGGGACAUAGGUGAACUUACUUUACAAAACAGAAACAAAAAAAGGACAGUAGUUUUAGGAUUACCUUUUACAAAAUGUAUAGUCUAUAGACAUAUAUUAAUUAAGUACAAAAUUAAGUCCUUUGCUCAAACUUCCACUACUCCUGGGUGGCAGUAAUAACUAUAGUACACACCAGUCUCAAUACACAUGCACACAAAGAAAAUAGUUAAUUGUGCACUAGGGAUUGAUUUAGGAUAAUGCGUAAGUAAUUAUUUUCUUAGUUUUUUAAUAUACAUUAAUAUAUCUUUGCAAAUAAGAAAUUGUUAAAAUAAAGCUAACCAUUAUUCUGACAGAUUUGCCUAAGCAAUUAUACUGUAUUUAAAUAAUAAAAACAAAAAAAAACAUAAUUGUCGAAUAAUGCAAUUCAGUUUAUCAUGCUUUUAGUAGCAUUAAAUACUUGCAUUUACAUUGAUCAGUAAAAUAGUAAGUGAAACAUAUACACAUUUUGGAUUUUGUUACACUAUUUUUGUUCGAAUAAUCUACUAAAUUGCCUUUUUGUCUGUUGAAACUGUCUAAUUUGUCAUGUGUUAGAAAAUAUUAUAAAUAAUAUAAAUAUUUUAUUAUAUUAACUAAAUUAUAACUAAUGUUUGGCAUUAACAAUUAUUUUCACUCUUCCUGGAUAAUUUGCAAAGUAUAACCUUUAUUUUGCCCUGAGUGAUUUGUUUUCCAAAUUUAGUGUUACAAGUUUGGAAUUUAAGUAAUAACUCCCUUUAAUGUAUAUUCAUUUAUUUUCAAUUAUUGAAUUAGGCAACUGACUUAAUUAAAUAAUGUUACCUGUAAUUUAAGAAGCAUGUUGCACACUAAAGAAAAAGAGGAAGACAACUAUAUCACGGUCAUAAAUAUGGUCAGAGAGGUAAUGUGGGCAUGACCCAAGUUAAUUAGAAAAAAAAGAUACAUGUAAGGUAAAGGAAUCUGCCUAUCAAAGGUAGAAACCCUCCUUACUGAAAUUACCUCCCAAGUAGAAUCAUUCAAAGGUAAUGGCAAAACAACAGAAAAAUAAUACUCGGAUAGAGUAGUGGGAGUAGACAUGCAUCUAAUUGAAUAGAGGCAUAACCCCACAAUAAAACCAAUGGCAGCCAAACCCCACUCCCAAAUCAGCCAUGCUAAUAACCCUCCGUAACAAGGAGGCUAUCCAGAGAAAUGGCUAAAGCUAUCCAACCUAAUCACCUAGGCUAUCUGCUGCUUCAUGGCAGCUAAAAGAUUCUAUGUAGCUUGCCCUGUGUGUUUAACAUAAAGAGCUGCAGCUAACACAAAUGGAUAGACAAACUAUUCUCUCCUCCAUAGAAACAUGAACUAAAAGAAUAAGUGCAUCGGCACACUAAGUAGCUCAACUCGCGUUUCGGCAGUAAAUCCUACCUUUGUCAAUAGCUCUUGACAUUUUAACUUUAGGAUGUUGUUUAAAUAAAGUUUAUUAUUAUUUUAUGUUGUUUUGCCAUUACCUUUAAAUGAUUCCGCUUAGGAGGUAAUUUCAGUAAGGAGGGGUUCUACCUUUGUUAGGCAGAUUCCUUUACCUUAUUUGUAUCUUUUUAUCAUAUUGUAGAGUACUACAUUUUUGUGAAUUUUUCCUUAUUGGCUUCUAUUUACACAUUAUUAUUAUUUAAAAGGCGCCCACAUAGUCUCAGUGUUCUUUUGACUUGAGAAUCGACCUGCAGAAGUUGCCAAGUUAGAAAGAGAUCUUCUCUUUUGUCAAAUAUUGCACAUUUCCCUUGAGCCACCAGUUUAUUGCACAGAUCCCUUUAUCAUGAUAAAGUCUGAGAAACUGAAGCUCAGUCGUGUAAAAUAAUUUGUUAUAUAUAUUAUUUUAUAUGACAUUUUCAUGUUACAUAAGUGUUUAGUUUUUUAUUUUAUUUUUUUAGUUACUGAACUAUACUACUUUAGUAUGCCAUUUUUCUCUGGUAGCAUUGUGAUGUAAGGUGAUUGUAAAAAGUUACAAUUAUGUUAGUUUGUAGAGAUUCAGUUCCAUAUAUUGAGUAUUUUAGCUGCUUUUCCCAGAUAAUGCAGAUAAAGUUGAGGAUGUCAAUUUUAUAUUUCCUACAAAAUUUGCUGAAUGAUUCUUUGCGUUGUUUACUCAUAAUUUCUAAUCUAUCUAUCAUCUAUCUGUAUGUUUGUCUGUCUGUCUUUAUGUCUGUGUCUCUCUCCAUCCAUUCACAUGGUAAAAAAACAAAGUAAAAACUGUUACAGAAAUGAUUUGGUAGCUGGUUAAAAUAACUGAUUAAUAAAGAAAUCUUGGCUGAAAAUCAUAGUAUAUAUUUUCCGUGAACAUACAUACGUGUGUGUUUGGGUUUAUAUAGGUAGUGUAUUAUCUUUCUAUAGGAAAAGUAAACACAAUCUUGUAUUUGUUUUUUAACAUUGUAAAUUAACGCGACAAAGCCACAAUUGCUUUACUCAUACUGUAGGGUAUAAACAGAUCUUAGAAAAUGCGAAAAGUAUAAGCAUACUCUGUUGACACUUUGUGCAAGCUUGAGGAACAAUUUUACAUUUGUUCUAAUUUGGAUUUGUAAUGAAUGAAAUAAAUCUGGCACUAUUGUAGAUUGUGUAAGUACACUGUAAAUAAAAGAGUAAUUCAAUCAGAAAAUACAUUUCAAAUUAUUGUGUAAUACUGUACACUGGGUGUCUCUACAGACCUGGAAAUGACUAGACCUCAUAUUGGUAUUUGGGAAUUUAUGCCAGGCAAAUGAUUCUACCUUCAAUAUAAUGUAUGAUCAACAUCGAAAAAUAUAUUUAAUCCCUUUGUGUAAAACAUCCCUGGGCUCUGACUUUCCUCCAGUGCAUAUAAUAUCACCCAGGACUGGUAUAAUUCACACAGCCUGUCCUGACUCUUCAAAUAUCAACACCUAUGAUUAAUUUCCUUGUCUACUAUAUCCAAGAGUAAGUGUUACAGACAUAUAGGUAGGGUUACCAGAUCCACAAUCUUUUCAGGAACACAUAUCACAUAUACAUAUUGAUGGGCAGCACAAGAAAAGGGUUGCCCCGUAGUAUGUAGAAUUCAGAAGAAGGUGUAUAAUAUUAAGUAAUUAGGCAAUGAAGAAUCCUGCAGAGUAUGCAUUAUACAUACUGCAGGGCAACCCUUUUCAUGUGUUUUCAUAAAUAUGACAACAUUAUUUGUGUCCCUGAAAACAUGGUGGAUAUGGUAACUUUACUUAUAGGGAAGCCAGGUAUUUGGUUUAUAGGAUAUGUAGAGUUCACAUAUUAUUAUUAUUUUUAUUACUGGUAUUUACAAAAUGCCAUUAUAUUCAGCAGUGCUCUACAUUCAGUACAGUAUAGAUAAACCAAUACAGAAGGAAUCGAAGACCCUGGCUGUGAGUUGAGAUCUAGUAUUUAGAGCCCGUCUAUACAAAUGACUAAACUAGAUGGCCUGUGAGCUUACAAUCUAAAAAUUGUUAUUGGAACUCAAGGAAAAGGGGAGCAGGGGGAGAUCUGAAGGUAAAGCAUAGGGCUCUUUAGAACACUUGCAUAGACUGCUAAGAUGAGGCUUACUAUAAAGGAAGCAAAAACUAUGAAGGGUGGGAAGUACUAAGUGAAAAUGGUGGAUAUUUCUUGGAAUGAAUUGUGGGGCCUAUAUAUGGGAUAGUUUGAGGAGUCAUUUCCUUAGAAGGGCACCCUAUCCCUUUGAACUACAACGACUAUCCCACACACAUACACUAUCCUCCUCACUACAGCCUUUAUCUCCCACCGUACAGCCCCUAUAUUGUAUACAAGUACUACAACCUUUAUCCUUCCGCACACAUACACUACAGCCCCAAUUUCCCCCACACACAAAUUACAUCCCCAAUACCUUCCUCAACAGACUACAGCCACAACUUCCUUCAGAACACACACUAUAGUCUAUGACCCCCUAAAGCCCCUAUUCCUCAAAACACACACUAAAGCCCCUGUCACAUAAACACACACUACAGCCCGUAUUUACAUGUACACACAUACAGCACCUCUAAAAGGCCAUCCACACACAACUUUACAAUAGCCUCACUUCAACACACAUAACUCUGCAAGCAGCCUUCCCUCCACAUACAUGACCUCACAAGCAGCAUUCCCACACACACACAACACCACAAGCACCAUCCUCAGAAACAUGCAACAACACAAGUAGCGUACCCUCAAAAAAGUAACACAAGAAACAGCCAAACCCACAAAUGUAACCCAAAAAACAGCCUAUCCCACAGAAACACUCCUACACACAUACCACCCCCAAACAUUUACCACUUACCAUCCAAUUACCCACCUAGUCACAUUCACCAUUCAGUCAGACCCCAAACUAGUUGCCUUCACACAUCCAAUCACAUACCUCAAACUAGUCACCCUCAACCAUUCAAUCACAUUCCAUACACCAAUUAUUUGAUAUUAAAAUGCGCAUUAUACUUAAAGAAAUCAUUUCAUACUGGCAUAUACACAACGUGUUUUACUAUAAGAGAAACUUUCAUAUUGGCAUAUACACUUUGUAUUGUAUUUAAAUGGAUAUAGUGCAUUAUACCAACCCUUAUAAAGAUAUAUUUUUAAAGUGAAUAAUGCCCUGUUGGGCAAAACACAUACACGUAGCACACAAGAGUUUUACAAAGCUUUAGGUAGUGUUACAGUACAAAAGGCAAUCAUCACUUCCUUUUCUUCUCUUUGUAUUAUAUGGCUAGAGGUUAGAAUUUAUAUGUUCAGACAAAGUAUAAAUGUAGAAACAUUUUAUAUGAUGACAUCAUACUCCCUAACAUUGGCAUGCUUUGAACCAGGAAGCCGGUAGGAGGAUUAAUAGGGGGUGGGCCAGUGAUGCAAAUUACAUCACUGCUGAUGCCAAAAGGGGACUCGUGGGUCCACCCAAAUAACUGGAAGAUCAGCAUGAAUGCAUGCCAAAAGCGGGAUAGCAGGUAACAAACACAGGACAGUGGGAGUGGAUCCUAACCUUGGGACUGUUCUGUCGCAAUCAGAAUGAUUAGGAGUCCUGUUACAUUUAGCCUCAAGGAACACUCUAGGCACUUCAUUUCAUUGAAGUGGUUAGAUUGCUUGGGGGUCCUCCGGUGCCAUACCUUCUUUCACUGUUAAGCCGUUUUAAAACAGCAUAAAACUGAAUCCCUGGCAUGGGGCUAAUGUGCUGCUUUGGCUAAUGCUAAACUUGAGCAGUAAUGGGCACCAAUGAUAGGCUGAGAGUGUUAACUGACUACUCUCAACAGCUGUCUGUUGCAUGCAUAGAUUGGUAUAAUUAAAUGGAUUCCAUAGGCACCAAAACAACGUUAUCUUAAUGAAGCAGUUUUGGUGUAUAGAUUGCGCCCCUGUAGUCUCACUGCUCAGUUUUCUGCCAUUUAGAAGUUAAAUCACUUUACCUAUACAGCCAUAGUCACACCUCCCUGCAUGUGACUUGCACAGCCAUUCUUCACUUCCUGUGAGAGAGAUCUAUAAUGUCUAAACUUCCUUUAUUUCACGCAGGCUGUGUGAGUCACAGCCAAGAGAGGUGUAGCUAAAUACAAGCAAAAAUCCACCUAGGUGCUUACCCACGGUAAUAUAAAAAAGUAAAAAAUAAAUUGGCAGCACUUCAAACCGUGGAAAAAUCUGAAAACAUGCCCCAAAAAAUCAGCUUUUGGCAUUUGGAAAAAAUGAUCUUCUAGGGAGUGCUUGUGGCAAGACAAAUGGAUCAUGCUAUCUCUAGAAGUGCUUGUGGCAAGACAAAUGGAUCAUGCUAUCAAUUACUAGAAGGUGGCAAUUCUGUGCGUCCAUUUGUCUGGUUACAAUUACGUGUCUGUUAGUCCACCCAUUGUACAGGGCUACAGAAUUUGCUGGCGCUAUAUACAUACUAAAAUAAUAUAUAAUAUUGUAAAGCGAUGUGGAAUAAGUUGGCACUAUAUAAAUGCCAAUAAUAAUAAUAAUAAUAUAUGUGAACAUUUACAUGUAAUAUUGCGCUGAGAUCUCUCGCAGCUGCUGUUAUGUUCUGCCCUUGAUGAGAUCAACAUUGAUGAUCAGUCCAUUUCAAUGAGUAAUACUGAGUACUUGAUUGUGAUUUAAGACACGCAGGGUAAAAGGUAUUUCAUUGUGAAGAAGCAGACAGUAACUUCACAUUAAAAACCUAAAAAUGCAUGUUUUGCAGAGCGCAGUUCAAAGGAUCCUGGGAAAGCACUGCUUAACAUAAACCAGGUUAUUCACUAAAGUGUGAAUUGGCAAGAUUUUAAAUUUGUGGCCACAAUAUCCAAACUAGGAAUAUUCAACCAGUCACCUAUGGCUUCCAAUUUUCUACAAUUUACAAAGUAAGGAAUAUGAAUUUUCCACUCCAAUAUUAUUAUUGUUAUAUUUGUAAUACCACUUUAUAUUUUAUCUGUAAAGUGAACAAACCACAAUGAGAAAAGUAAUGUAGAGCUAUGUUUAUUGUGGGUUUUAACAUAAUUUAUUUAUAAAAAGGCCAUUUUCUCAAAUAAUGCCUGUGGAUGGACUAAAUUAUUUUUUAUGUUUUUACAGUCUAUGCAGAGUAAGAUUUCUGUAAUUUGCUACCAAGUUUGUAGAUUGCCUUAAGUUUGACUUUGAAGAAAUCAUAAUGCUACAAAUUCCUUUUUGUGAUGUAAAUGAGAUGCAGAGACAUCUCCCAAAUGCCCCUUCUGAGGAAGUAGGAGGAGAUAGACAAGGACCCUGAUACGUGUAAUUGCUCUCAAGCUUUGUUCUGUCUUGUUCUGGGGCGGAGUGACAGAGAAUGGAAAGCCUUUGAUCUUUAGGGUUUCCAUUCUUACAUUUUAAAUUCAGAAGGUUUCUAUUACCCAGAAAAAUUACAUGAGAAAGUAGCAUGGAACUUAUACUGACAAUACUGCUGAUAUUGAGCAAGUGUUAACCAAAUCCAGUUUAUUCACAAUACAAUAAUAAUAUAACAAUCUCAAACAGACAUUCACCAAAGUGAGAAAUGCAAGGAUUUAAUGUGAAUUCAAAGUGGUCUGGAAAAAUUCUCCAAGUUAUCUAUAAUUCCAGUUUGGCUACUUUGGCCUUAAAUUUGAAAUUCACAUUGCAUUCCCAACAAUUCUCCCUGUACAGGGUUACUUAGAAAGUGAAUUGAAAGCAUGAGUAUAAUACUUUUUUGUGACUAUUUUGACGUUAAAUUUAAAAUUCAUUUUGAAUUCACCCUGAAUUCUCAUUUUAGUGAAUAACACUGUAUAAAAAUGGAAUUGCUGGAAAAUUAAUUUCAAGCUGAUUUGGAGAAUUAUUUUCUACUUUGCUAUUGUGGCCUAAAUUUGAAAUUCACAUUGAAUUGGAUUUUCCUGAAUUUACCACCACUUUCAGAUUGACAGGUUUUCCAUGAUGGGUAAGCAACUUUCAUGUUCUCUCUUUUAGCUUUAAUGUAUAAAAAAUCCUUCAGUUUGUGAAUGUACAAAAGAUGGAUUAUUUAUAUAAAAUAAUAUGCACCAAUAAAGGGAGCAGUAACAGUUCUAUACAUGAAAAGGUGUAAUGUGCACAAAACCAAUAAAUGUGAAAGUGACCGCAACACUUCUCAUACAUAGCGACCAUAGUGUCAGGAGUGUCAGUUUUUCCUAUCCCUUUUUUGCUAAGUCAUUCUACCAAAAUGGUUCCCACUUUCAGGCUCACUCUGCUGAUUAUAUCUUUGGCAGUAAGCAUUGAAAUAUUCACCUGAUGGUAUUGUUUCUUUUGUGUGACUUUUCUUCAUGACUUUUGGUCAAGGUGGUCUAGGAAGAGGCAGGUGCCUGACGGUAGCCAGCUGCCACUUCUGCUCACGUAAUGUGCUCCUUAAAUGCACUCCGGCCUGUAAAGGAUCGUAGAUGUGAAGGAACAUCUUUUUCCAUUGUCUAUGUUCCCAUCUGGUGUUUCUGCAAAUUGAGACAUCAGAGACAUUACCUGGGAUAAUGACACAUAGUUCCAAGCCUUAACUGUCUUUUGUGGACAGUUAGCAUUCUGUUGCAUCAAUAGGUCACUGGUUUCUGUGCUUAGACAGGCAGCAUUUUAAUUCAUGGAGGUUCUGCCCAGCUUCCAGCUAUCUGUGCUCCAAGGGAGAAUGGAAGAAUGGACUUCUACUAUAGAAAAAGAGUUAGUGGAUCGGCCUUGUAGCGGUGUUGCACAUUUCUGUGUGCCACAGUCUUAUGAAGACUUGAAAUCAAGUAACCAGUAUAUUUAUGGGCAUUUGGUGUGAACUGUUAAAAUGUCACUUUUACGAAAAAAAAGUUUUGUUCAAUUUAACUUUCAAUACAAUAACUAGUUUUUAGCAUAAUGUUUUAAAAAAUCAUAUUUUAUGCUAGAUUAUAACAUUGAUUGUUGCUUAAAUUCAUAAUAGCUUCUCUUUAAAUAUGCCUUUUAGGUUAAAAAAUAAAAGCCAUUGUCAUCUUAUUUGUAUAUCUUGGUGGUAACACUGUGUAAUCAACAGCAUCUCUUUGAUGAUACUUUUUGUCUAUGAGCUGGCCAGCCCAGUACCAUUGACUCAUUGUCAUCUGUUAAAGCCCCUCGCAGAACGAGAGUCAUAAAUCAGGUUUUGCUCUCAGUUUUAUUAGGGAGAAAAGAGAUAAUGACAUUUAACCACAAGUAUUUUUUUAAAAAAACAAAAAAGAAAACAGCUAACACUUUUCAGUUUAAUGUAACUUAACAUUGUUAUUGUUCUAAAACUGAUAUUAAAGUCAAGCAUACUGUAUCUAGUAUUACGUGGCGUAACACAAAUUCAUUAUAUUAUCAAUAUAAGAUCUGAUGACCUCAUGUCCCUUUGAAGGCGGAACUGUUUAAGAAAAUCUAUAAUAUAAUAAAUGCUAUACCGUUAGGCUAUAACUUUGUAAGCACUCUCUAGCUAUUUACAUUAAGUCAUAGGGCUCAAAUUAUAUAGCAUGUUGAUAUAACACCAAAUAAAAUAUGCAUAUAAUUAAUUUUGCAACAGGAACAUGAAAACUCUGAGAAUGGGAAAUUCAGUUGCUUGCCCUUCGGUUAGUCCCUGUUCGGGUUCUCAAAAAUGUUUUUGCUCAGUAAUGCCUUUGCAAAGAUAACCUAUACCAUUUGCAUAUCAGACUGAUCCGAACCAUAUGGGCAGUCCAGAACUGAAAUGCCAGCAAAUUCUCUCUGCAUGAGAGGUACAGCAACCUCAGACGAUCAUUUCAACCUUCUUUGGGCAUUGUCAGCGAUGUGUAGUAGAGACCCCUUUAGGCAUGAUGGCAGGCCCGUCGCAACAAGGCAAGCAAACCAAGCAAUUGCUUGGGGCCCCGAGCUGGCCUUGGGGCCCCAAGACAACGGCCAGGAACAUAUUAGCCGCGAGGCAAACAAGGCACUUUCCAGGGGGCGGCAAAAAAAGCCACCCCCAGAUGCCCAGGGCAAAUGUCUUGUUAGCCUAACAAUCCGUUCGGUCGGGCUGCACUGGCGAGGGAGCACUUUCCCCUGAGUGCUCUGCUCAGCUUCCUCGAUCGCCGCAGAGUGAUGCCGGGAGCCGGAAUAUGAUGUCAUAUUCCGACUCCCGGCAUCACUCUGCUGCGCGCAAGGUAGCUGAGCAGAGCGCUCAGGGGAAAGCGCUCCCUCGCCAGCGCUGCCCGACCGACCGCCCAGAAGCCCCACUAGAACCCCCCAGCAUUCCCAAAGGUAAGGAGGCUGGAGUUAAAAAAAAAAAAAAAGAAGUGAGUGUGUUAAUGGGAGUGAGUGUGUCUCUGUUAGUGUGUGUCUGUUAGUGUGUGUGUCUGUUAGCGAGUGAGUGUGUGUCUGUUAGUGUGUGUCUGUCUGUUAGUGAGUGUUUGUGUCUGUUAGUGUGUGUGUGUCUGUUAGUGAGUGAGUGUGUGUCUGUUAAUGUGGGUGUGUUUGUCUGUUAGUGUGUGUGUGUGUGUGUGUUUUAAGUAUGUUGGAUUUAGUUAUUGUGCACUUUUUUAUUUUAUAUUUAAUUUUAUGAUACAGUGGUGUUUUUUGCAAAUGUUCAAUUGUUGAAAAUGUUAAAAUGUUAUGCACAUUAUAUGCAACAGCAGUAUUUGCACUGUAAACCUUUUUUAUUUAUAUAAAGUGUGGGUGAACUUAAACUGUAUGUCUAUGCUGUGUUUCCUGUAGGCUUUGCGUGCGUGUGGGGGUGGGACCUCCAUGUCCAUUUUGCUUGGGGCCCCCAAAUUCCUUCAAACGGCCCUGCAUAAUGGGUAUGUAGCCCCACAUCUGGAUUACCCUUUUAGAUUAGGAAGAGCCCAAGAAAAUGCAUUGGAACAAAAACAGAAAAUGAAAACUCUGAAAAGUGGCAAACGUUUAGAGAAACUCAGUAUCUUGCCCUUCGUCCAGAGCUUGCUGUAUCUCUUGUGCAGUGAGAGCUUUCCAGCAUUUCAGUUCUGGACUUUCCUCAUGGGUGGGAUGUAAAUUGCAUAGGUCCUGUUUGUAAUGGCACAAGUGACCUGAGCUGUGACUAACCGAAGGACAAGCCACUGAGUUUACCUUACGGGGCACAAACUCUUCACACAGCUCAAGAUAAUAAUGCACACUGGUAAACAAAUUGACUUGGAAAUUCCUCAUGAAUUUACCCAUGAUACAUGUCUUUUAAUGGACAGUGAAGUAAUUUGAAUAAAGUUACCUAUAUAAAAUAAACCAAUAAAUAUAUUUGUAUAAGCCACUGUGCAACAGUCUGUAGAAUUUUAGAGACGCACAAAUCGUACAAACCUCUAUUACAACCGCUAUAUUGCCCCUGUCUUUACUUAUAUUUAUCCCCCACCCAGUUAACACUAAAAAUUAGUAACAUAAAGUUUUUCCAAUGCCGAGACUCAUUGCAUUGCAGCCCGAUCUCUUCUCCUGCCACAUUAUCGAGUAGGUGUUGCUUCCUUGUCACUGGUCCAAUCCUACCAUGACGAGUGCAGCAUGCAUCCAAUCAAAUGCUUCUCAUAGGAAAGUAUUGAAUUCAGUGCUCUCCUGUGAGCUGCAUUUGAUGAAGUUUGAUAUCCUCCUUGACAUAGAAUGUCACGUAAUGUUUUACUUGGAUUUUACAGGAGGAUAUGCCUCUAGUAGCUGUCAGUAUGAUAAAUAAUAAUUUAUCCAAAACAUGGGAGAUAUAGGAAGAAUAUAUUUAUUGCAGCUUGUUGCUUGUGGGCAAGGAAAUGAUGUAUCUUUAGUAUUAGUAAUAUCAAUAAUUUUGACUCCUGCCUUUACAGACUCCCAAAAGGUUUUCUGACACAUAUAAUGUGUCAUAUCUAAGGGACACUUCAAGCUGGUAUUUUGGUUUUGGUAAAUGCCUUGACAUGUGAUUAAAACAUACCCCCAUCUUAACCUUCCUGGGUGAUGCUGUGUACAUACACUUUUCAAGAGUUAGACAGAGUACCUGUAAUAUUUGACAUAUGCUUGUUUCUCCACAAGAUGAAAACCAAUAUCAAACACCAAACACUGUUAUGAAAAACAAGACAAAGAAAGGUUUCACCAAAACAGACUAUAGUACAGCUGAUGGUAAAAAAAAGUCCAAAAUAUGGAGAGAUACCAAAACAAAGUCCUUAUUUAUGCCAGAUGGACAGCCAACAGCCUGUAUGGGGGAAUAUUCUUUGUGUGGACCAAAUGGAGAUGGCUUCUUUGGAUCCGUAUGUGGAGAGAGGAGAAAAUAAUGGUGCAAUACCUCUAGUACAGAAGGUGAAUAUCAGGAAAGUAGGGUCUUGAACUAGCUCUAGUAUCUAUGGCAUACAGCGGUACAAUCCCUACUUAUAAGAUUGUAUAAUCUUUUAAUCCGUAUGUGGAGAAAAGAGAAAAAUGAUGGUGCAAUACGUCUACUACAGAUGGAUAAAUAAUUGGACAACAGGGUCUACUGUAGUCCUACUCACGUGUAGUAGAGCUUGAACUAGCUCUAGUAUGAAUGGCAUACAGCGGUACAAUCCCCACUUAUAGGAUACGUGGAGAGUGGUAAGUAUCGUAUCGAUAUGUAGAACAUAGAGAGGGUUAGAAAGAAGAGAGACAACUAAUAGUGCUCGCUGUAAAAAUAUAUCUUAGGAGUAUAAGUAAUAAAAUGUGUACUCACAUAUGAUUAAGCAACUCAAUGACUCAGACGUGAGUGGUAUAAUCCCCACCUAGGAUUUCUUUGGAGUAAUGCUCAACAGGAAAAAAUAAAAUCAGGAUACCAAGCAGAGUAAGAAUAAAAAGUAAAAAGAAAAUAUAUAAAAAAGUAAAAUGGCACAAUCAAAGUGUGUUAAAAGUAGCCAAAAUACCUUUAUUGGAAUACAGAAUAAAAUUGUAAAAUAUCCACAACGCGUUUCACCUAGAGGGCUUUCUCAAGUGGAUAUUUUACAAUUUUAUGCUGUAUUCCAAAAAAGGUAUAUUGGCUACUUUUAACAUACAGGCUGUUGGCUGUCCAUCUAGCAUAAUUAAGGACUUUGUUUUGGUAUCUCUAGUUUUUAAGGUUUUUCUUAAGCUUUACCACCAUUUUUUUGGACUUUGUUUACCAUCAUCUGUACUAUAGUCUGUUUUGGCGCAACCUUUCUUUGUCUUGUCUUUUGUACUAAACUUGUUAAUAGGGCUUGUUAAUAUCUUUAGGUUUGCUGCCUCCUAUUCUCUUCAUUUAUAGUAUCGGUUUAUUUUAGCGCUGUUUCGUUUGUUUUUGUAUUCUUAUACCAAACAUUUUUAUGUUUUGUAUUGAUCAACAGUGCAGAAGUAAACUCACUGCAUAUAAACACAAGGUUUUCAGAAAAGGGUUUGAAGAUAUACCAUGUGUCCACACAUUAAGCAAACUCAAAAGGACAGUGUAAGCACUAAAAUAAAUUUAUCUUAGUGAAGUGAUUUUAGCGCAUCGAUCCUGCCCUUGCAGGUUUAUGAUUGAAAACAGUGCUUGAAAAAUUGAGUUUUCCUGUUUCAUUCCCAAUGCCUGCAGAGGCGACCAAUCACUCAGUCAAACUAGGAGCUUUCUAUAAACUGGAAAUUUUCUUCCAGUUUGGCUAAUUUGGCCUUUAAUUUAGACUUCUCUUUGAAUUCCCAAGAAUUCCCACUAUAGUGAAUAACCCUGCAUGUCUGGUGUCAGCAUGCAAAGUGUGGCGAUGCCAGAUACUGCCUGUGUCAAAAAUGCUUCUUAUAAUGAAGCCUUGUAUUUGGUGAAUUGUGGUGAUAGCCAAGCAUUCUCUCAUGUCUCACAAAUGUUUUUCUCUGGGAAGUAUUUGAUUGGACAAGUAUCAUCAAGUUUGAUUAUAUUAGCAAGGGCUCCUUAAGCUUAGAAGCUUAGAGGGCUGUUUUGGCGCAGGAUAACAGGUACCAUAUUUUUCUGUGUAUAAGACACCCCCAUGUAUAAGACGACUAUUUUUUCCCCUAUUUUUUGAUCCCCAAAUUAAGAAAUUAAUAUUUUAAACAUCAAAUAGAACAAUUUUGAUAUUUUAGAGGUGAAUUCUUUUUUUUUUUUUUUUUUACAUUCUUUAUUUUAGUAGUGCAGUAAACACUUGAGAAUACACAGAUCAACUGAGAAGAGUUAGAUAAUAAUGAAAUGUUGAGGGUACUGCACUUUUUAUAAUAAAAGUAUAUAAAAGAGAUUGCAUGAGCAAAGUUCUAUGAGUAAUAGCAGAGACAGAUUAAGAUAUGUUAUAGAAAACCAUAGAGACAAUAACCACUGGGUGAGCAGAAUGGAUUGUUGCAUGUAGACAAUGAGAGCACUGUUAUAAUAGAGGAGCAUAGUUUAGACAUAAGAAAUAUUGUGCACUGCAUUAGCAAUAUUAAAAUGACCAAGCUACAGGUGAGCAUCAUGGGGCAUCUUACUGAUGCCUACAGCAGGAGAGCUUCGGCUGUCUUCAUUGCCAGAUACCCACGUGGGGCCCCUCAACUGAGCCCAAGUCUCCUGAAGGUCUGAUGCUUUCCUAGGAUGGUGUUCUCGUUCGUGGCAGGUGUGCACGUCUGCAGGCUCAUGAUUUUGUACCUCCCGUAAUGCAAUUUGGAGGCGUCAUGUAUUCGGCUUGGCUGUCCAUGUGAGUGUCGGAUCUGCAUGUUGGACUGACAAAUUCAAGUUGCUCGUCACGGCAGUUUCUUGCGCCUUCUCCUCCCCGGGUAAUCACCUAACACAUGUGGGGGAAGCCCACACUGGAGGUAUCGCUCAGCCGGUCGGCACUGGAAUGCUGUAGUUUGUCAUGCGGAAACAGAGGUAGGCACUUUGUCACUGAGCUUCGCCCAGGCGGCUUCACAGAGGUGAUCAAAAGUCUGCAUGUGGAAGUCUGCCGGGAGGUGCCCACGUCGGCAGGUAUUGCCGUGGAGGCCAUCUUGUUUGUUGGGCCUUAACUCUCCAGUUCGCCAGCAGGCUGAAAUGCUUGGCUGGGUGACCACUCCAAGACACCAGUGGGGACCGGGAUAUCAUUCACCAGUCCAAAGGGGGGGGGGGGGCGGAACAGGGCACAAGGCUUAGAAACUCCUAAUCAAGGUGGAAGAUCAGCCGCCGCCCCGUCCCUCAAGUGGGCGCAGGCUGCAUGUUUAGACAGCACAAGCUGUGUCCGCUGGGUGCUAGCCAAGGAAUGCCAGAGUAUCGGUAGUGUGUUCUCAGGGCUUAGUGACAAGCUUUUAGCCAACAAGCAGGGUUUAGUGCCCAAUUGAGGCUUGCUAAUAGGAUUUCCCUGAAGAGCACUCGACCCAUGCAUCUGUCCUGGUUGGCUGUAAGGCCCUGCCCCCCUUAGAGCUGACUUCUGAGGAGAACAACACACUUCUGAUUCUCUUAGCCUUAUACAUGGCGAAAUACAGUAAGUUCAAAUGCAAGUUUAAACUUUUUUUUUUUUUUUUUAAAGAAGUUUCCUUAAAUCUAAAGAGAUGAAGAGCACAAUGGAUAUUUAAAAAAAAAAAAAGUUUUUUUUUUGUUUUUUUUAUAAUACGGUGUUCCUUUAAAACAAUCUCAUGUUCUUGUUUUAUAGUAGGCUAAAUGAUGCAAUGUUUAUAAAGCAUUGACAUAUCUUAACUCUGUACAAUACAUACAAUUAGAAAUUGUUGAUAAAGUUGCGCUGCAGGUUUAGAAACUGGUUAAAAGGUGAUGGAAAUCCUUUUUAUUCAAAUUUUAUCAAUAUCAAUAAAAAUAAACCCUUAAAACAGGGGCCCACCAACCAUGCUUUAGAAAAGUUGGUUUAACCAGUGUCUUAGUCAUUGUCAUUCAGGCAAUGGAUAACCUCAUAUCUCCAAGUUUUAGUUUACUGGAAUAUUGUUUAUAAGGAUUAUAGGGCAGUGAAAUAAUGCAUCUAUGAGGAGAAUGCCUUGUAAAGUGAACCUGGAAUGAUUGAAAUGACUUAGUGGCACUUUAAAACUAAUACCAUUCCAUAUUUACAUUGUGCUAGACUAAUUGGUAGCUAAUAUAUAGGUGAAAUUUAUUUAAUAUAUUUAAUAUGGUUUAUCUCAGGAUUUACUGCAAUGCCAUCAGCAAAUGCAAACUACAAGAGGUCCAGACCAGCAGCACUUACGGCACCCUCACAGUAAGAAUUAUGGGAUGAUGAUCACCAUAUUUUGGAGAAGGGUGGCUUCGCUCUACUCUUGGGCGCGCACACACGCACUCACACAAACACACACAAAAAACAUAGGGGCACAUGUGCUCAUAUAUGCUCAUAUACACAUAUACAGCCAUCUUCAAAGGUGUUGAGGUGAUCUUCAGCUAAGUUUAUAUUUUAUUAUAUGUACAUCUGCUGGAUGUACUAAAUACAGCUUUUACCUACCUGAAGCUAACCUUGGCAUCUACCUGCUUGUGGAUGAUAGAGACCCUAGCAGCAGCAGGAAGGGAAAACAAGUAAAAUAAGUAGUAUGUAUACAGAAUAAUCUGAUAUAGACUGUAAGCUCUUCAACCUAUCGUUCCUGUAAGUUUUCUUGUAAUUGUCCUAUUUAUAGUUAAAACACCCUCUCAUAAUAUUGUAAAGCUCUGCUAUAAAUAGCAAUAAUAAUAAUAAUAGUUAAAGUGUUGGAGCUCUAUAAUGCAGUGGUAGUUGGAAGAGGCGUCCUAAAUGCCAGCUUGGUAGUAUGCAAAUAUUUCUUGGUGGUUCUAAUAUAUAUAUUUCUACAGUUUCUUUUAAAGCUGAAAGACCAAGAUCUAUAUGCAUUGUGUGCUCUAUGUCUCUUUUUUUCUCUCAUGCAGCCCACAGAUGUGCAUCCGGAAAUAACCAUAUGCUGACCAAAUUUCCCCCCCCCCAAACGUCAUGUUUUUCUGCUUUUGGGCAUCUCAAAUAUCAUGGAGCCGUUUCAUUAGCUGUAUUCUUUAUCUGCUCAUAGUAAAUGUUUUGUUCGUUUGUGCUCAUUGUUAAAGUAUUGGGGUAGGUGGCAUGUAGAAGUGUAUAUUUUUAAAUGCAAGAAAAUUGCUAUUCCAUUGUGGUGAUCUUAGCCGCCAACCCUGAGUGUGCAACACUGCUUUUGCACACACCCUUUCCCUUUAUCCAUGUUACCUGCAUAUCUUACCUUCUUUUUCCCCAACUCCUUCUCACCAGGACCAAGACAGCCAUUCAUACAGAGAGGAGCAGGUGUCGCAGGCAGGCUGAGCCAAGACAGAGAACAAGGAACAGACAUCCCAGGCAAGCUUUGGAGGGGGCUUUAAUUCAAUGAAUGAAUUCAACAAUGAGAGCGCAGCUGGCAGUUGACAAAUGUACACAUUUUGGGGAUCAUAUACUAUAUAAUGAAUUCUAACCAUUGACUUUGGUAACUAAAAGUUUGGUAACCUUGAUUAUAUUUGUUUUGAAGUAGGCUAUAUGAAACCUAGGCACUUGAACUAAUCUCAGUAUGAGAACUACCGUAACCAGGGAAUUUUCCAGAGUCAAUGCUGAUGCAACUUUGUGUUGUAGGCUCCAGCUGUUAAGCUCCUGUGUUUAUAGGUUGGUGGCUGUGGACACACAGACAGUAUUGAUCUGUUGUGUUGUGAAAUAUCCUUUCCUUUGAGCCUUGGGCAGUUGACACGUAACCAGUGGAGGUUCGUUCGUAGGGGUACUUAGGGCAGCGCCCCACCAAAUAAUUGUUGUCAAAAUAGUAAAAAAAUAAAUCUAUUGCCAGUUGUAAAAUAAUGAAUUACUUUGUUUCCUUUUGGCAAAAUGCUAACUUGCAAAUUUCCAUUAUAAAUGGUAAACAUACACCAUACAGUACUGCAAUGCUAUAAUUUCCCCUCCCCUUCUUCUACUACAGUGAUGACUGAUUAACUGAUAAUGAAUGUUGGCUGUCUGGAUAAGCUGUUGAGGGCAACUGGACAUAUAUAGAAUUUAGGUAAUUCUUGCAAUCUGUUCAAUCUGAGAGUACCUCAGACAUGCUCAAUAUGACCCUAGAGGUGAGUUUUGAAGUGCCCCAUUUAACCCCAAGCAGGGGGCAUCUGAAUUGGACACACAGUAUAUGAUAGCUCAAAAGUCUUAAAAUCUCAAGGGAAACCAUUCUUUAUGAGAUACCCUAAGCCUAGAGCUGUAGGGGAAAGAGCUUGUAAUGUCAAUGUGCAAUCCCUACCUUGGUAGUUUUUUUUUUUUCUCAUUCUGUUCACAUCAGAUGUAGGGAUUGUGAUUUUAAUCCCUGCACUGUGAUUUGUACUGCUCGUGUUUCCACUCAUGUCAUGCAGGUAUCAAAUGUAAUCAAUAAUAAUAUAUUUAAUAAAUGUCCUUAUUGAAAAUUGGACAAACUACAUUAAUUUCACUUACUGAGUUUCUGCAGAGUGAACAUGCAAAAUUGAAUAUGUUUACUACGUGAUGUGUUGAUCCAUGUAAAAUAUUGUAUUCACUACCUGUAAUAUCUGAAUCAAUAUUUGUUUUUAUCUGAUUUAGCCAAAAGUAAUAAUAAAAUUUAAAAAAGCAUACGCAACAGGAAUCAAACCCAGAUUCAUAAGCACAAAACAAGGAAACCUUAUCAACUAGGCCAGGGGUCAGCAACCUAUGGCACUCAAGGUUGUUUGGCUCUGGUCUACCAGGAGUCCAAGUGGAAGUUCAGUAAAAUCCGAGCGGUGAUUGCAGGUGGUGAGGGAUAAUACUCUAUUUACGCAUUGCAACAGAUCUUAGAUCACUUCCUCUAAGUAUAGCCUGCAGCAGCUAUUGCAUCUAUUCCCGUUGACCUGUACUUGGCCAGCCCGGUACCCACUGGACCCCAGUGAAGUCAACCACACUGCUAGAUAGACACAGAGCUGCUGAAAAGGCCUUCUUUUCAUACAAAUAAUACGAACAGUCCACACACAAACAGACACACAAUCCCCACAAACACAACACCACUGGCAAUACACAUACAUGCAUACAACUCCACAAGCAAAUUCUCACCUGCCAUACACAAGCAGCACAGCAUCACAAGCAGCCCCACACAUAACACACACCACCAAAUACAGAAUGUCAUACAGAGACACAAUUCCACAAGCAGCCCUCAUACACAGCAUACGUUCAUAGGUAUCAUGCAUAAUACCACAAACUACUCAUGAACAUAUACAAUAUAUACACACAAAUACAAUGCUACAAAGCAACCGCAACACUUAGAAAUAACACAAGCACAAUAUGGCAACAUACACACCUCAAUUUAAAGAAAAAAAAACAGGACUGGCACGCCAAAGGACUUCUUGAUCUUGUUUUGGUACAGUAAAACAAAAAGGUUGCCUACCCCUGAACUAGGCUAUUUAGGAAGAAAUAAGUUAGCAGAGCUUAGUUUUAAUACUAGCAAUGUGUGUCUGCUGUUAUGUGUCAUCCAACAGGAACACUGUGUGCCUUCCAGAAAUGUCUCCCUCCUUUCAGCUUUGUGUGUGUCUGAUAAAAAUAUAUUCCUCAAACCCCAGCAUUGUGUGCUGGUAGAACUAUUCCCCCAGACCCACCACACUGUGUAUGUCUGUUGAAGCAUGCUGCCAGACUAUCCCAUGUUUCCAGGUACAGUACUAUUAUUGGAUUGCUCUGUAUCCUCAAGUUUUCUUUUAUAUAUUUGAUCCUUUUUCUGUGAUGAUAAUUGUAAUAUUUUCAUAUUUUAGCAUAUUUUAUUGUAUCAGAGCAGAAAUAGUGCAAAUCACUAGCCUAAGCAAUUGCAUGCACAUUAAGCAAUACAUAAUUAUAUGUGAAGUGUACCUCCUUUUAGGAGGAAUGUGUGUCCAAUAAGGUGCUAAAGUCAGAAAUAAAUGUAAAUUACAGCAUCUCAUACAUAAUUAUAUGUUUUAUCUAUUUUAGUGUUACACAAAAUUGUGUGCAGGUCAUAGCUCCUACACUCAAAGGGUUAAACUAAUAAAGGUUUUUUUUUUUUACAGCAAGUUUGACAUUCACUGUGUCCGAUAUUUCAGGAGGUGGGGUUUCCAUAGAGAGGAGGUGGAUUUAGAUUAGGUAGGUGAAGCCCCACCAUCCUUAAACGUUGUCCAGCUGGUGACCAUUACCAUAAUCUGCUCAACAGAAUAUGAUUAAAAUAGCCAGGAAAGUUAAUUAAGUAUUAAUGACUAAAAAAUAAUUAAGCAGUCAUGAACAUAUCUUAACUAAUGACAUCAUUUUUCCCCAAAUCGUUAAUACUUAAUUAAUCAAUUGACAGGUCAAUUUUAUAUUGAGGCAUUUAGUUAAACUGCAUACAUGUGUGACAUUUACAGACAGCGAUUUCUGAAUGAUAAACAAGACAGGCAUGACAUAACAUGAAUUGAGCCACAAUUAUACAAUUUAGUACUAUGUAGCAUGUCGCACAGCGAAAAAAAGCAUAGCCACAUAGAGGUGACCUUGUCAGACACUGAUGCGUAAAUGAUAGGUAUAACGAGUCUGACUUAUCUUGAAUUAAGCUACGAUUAUGCAAUGAAUAGAGUAUUAUCUAGCAUGUCACACAAUGAACUUGUAGGCCUCAUUUUAAUUUAAAAGGAAACUCCAGUGCCAGGAAAACAAUCCGUUUUCCUGGCACUGCAGAUCCCCUUUUCCUCCAACCCCCCAAUCACCGGUUGAUGAAGGGGUGAAAACGCAUUAGCGCUCCCGAUAGGAAAGCAUUGAAAAUGCAUUUAAAUGCUUUCCUAUGGGGAAAUGAGCGACGCUGGAGGUCCUCACACAGUGUGAGGAUGUCCAGCGACGCUCUAGCACAGGUUUCCUGUGCUAGAAACCAGGAAGUGCCUAGUAGACAGCCACUAGAGGUGGAGUUAACCCUGCAAUGUAAUUAUUGCAGUUUAUAAAAAACUGCAAUAAUUUCAGUUGCAGGGCUAAGAGUAGUGAGAGUUGGCACCCAGACCACUCCAAUGGGCAGAAGUGGUCUGGGUACCUGGAGUGUCCCUUUAAAGUAAAGAAAUUAAACUAGCAAGGAAUCAACGGCCAAAAAUGGUAAAUCAGGAUGUGAAAAGACAAAAUAAUGAAUAAUGUUUAGCCAUAUCUUGAGCAGAAAAAUAAAGGUGAACCCCCCAGCCAGUGGUGUAUUCUGGUUUUGUGCUUCUCCAGGCAUGACAAAACUACAUCCCCCCACCGCAUUCAAAAUUUUGCUUCCUGUUCAAAACCAACACACUCUUUGUCUGACAGACACACUGAUGCAUACACUGACAUACACUCACUGACAGAUACACAGUCAUUGUCACACACACUGUUUAACCAACACACACUCACUCAUUCAUAGUUACACUCACUCACAGUUACACACACUAACUGACAGAAACACACACUCACAUUCACCGACACACACAUCCAACGACAGACACACACAUUCACCAACAAACACACAUACACACUAACUGAUAGAUGUGCAUUCACUGACAGAUACACAUACACUCUCACUGACAAGACACAUACACUGUCACUGACAGACGCACACUCACUGUGACACACAUAUACUCACUGACAGACACACACUGACAAACACACAUACACACUGACUGACAUAUAUACACUCAGUGUCAGACACACAUAUUCACUAACAGACAUACACAUUGACUGACAGGCACACAAACUCACUGGCAGACACACACUCUCGGUGACAGACACACAUACAUACACUGAUACACACUCUCAGUGACAGACAUACACAUUCACUGACAAACACACACUCUCACUGACACACACUGUCACUGACACACACACAUACCCACUCACUAACAGACACACACAUACACACACUAACAAUUUUUUUUAAUUUUUUUAUUUACAUCCACCCAGCCUCCAAACAUUUGUUGGAGUGGAUUCUCCAUUUCCCUGGGGUCUAGUGGGGAUCCUUUAAUUGCCGGACUGACAUGCAGUCGGUAAAUUUAGGCGGCGUGGGAGCUCUGAUCUCCCUGCUCAGCUCCCUUGCGUGUCUCUUAGUGAUGCUGGGCCGGAGUGAUGUCACAUUCCGGCUCCAGCAUCACUGUGGUGCACGUGAGGGAGCUGAGCAGGGAGAGCUCAGGGGAGAGUACUACUUCGCCACCUGCCUCCAACAUCAGCAGAUGCCAGCCUCUGGGGGACCUGAGGUGGCCAGCCAGGGUGUUUGGGGGGCAGCUUUUUUUGCUGCUUCCCUGAAAGUAUCGCCCAAGGCAAAUGCCUUGUCAGCCUUGUGCUUAAUACAUCGCUGCCCCUUGCAGGAGCUCACUAAUUCAAGUAUAGAUUUAUAUUAUACUCUCAGCAUACAUGCAACAGCAUCAAGCACUAAUACGUAAAAUGGAAUAAAAUAAAGUGAUAAAUAAUCGACUCUGCAGCGGUGUAAAGGAUUUGAAAUUUAACAUCUUGAGCAAGAGGGUGAGAAUGCCCACCAGAGAGUCAAAGUCAGCCAAUGUAGACACUGCAAUAGGCCUCCAUGCGUGGCGUUAAGAACGGAUUGGCCGUAUAUGCACCACAUCUCCCCCUGCCAGCUCCAGACAGUUAGGAGAACCUUGGCGCAGUAUCCACUGACCCAUAUAACGGGGGCAAAAUCCUAGGCAGGAGCCUGUUGAGGGAAGUUCUCCUGGGUGUGAUGACAGUGUUCAGGGUAAAGCCCCUUCUGGGUUCCCGGCCCAGAAUUUGUGGGCCAGAGAGCAGCAUAGCCAGGGAUCCGCUGCUAAGCAGGUACGUUGGCUUGUGUCACGUCUGGAAACAGAGCCAAAAGUUUGCACAGACUUGAUCAAAUUUUGAACAGAAGGUCUUCCACCAUCUCUCUAGCAGAUCUGCCACUGACCCCUGUGAAAGCAUGAGGUCCACCUCCAUCUUGAGACAUUCAGCACACUGUCUGAGUAGAGUGAGCCAGAGUAUAGGUGAGUGUUGGCUACAGUAUAGGUGUAGACCAGGCUAACACCCACCAGUCCAAAGGGGCUAGGAUAUGGGACAGGUUCAGCCCGUGGAAUUCCACUGAGGAGGUUGGCCUUCACUCCCAGUUCACACACAAUCACACAGAAUCGGAGCUCUGCUGUAGCGAGUCACUUAAUAGGUGCCCAAGGUUUCCUAGACAAAGCUAGGUAACUUCAGAAGUCAUUUCCAAAUGUACUUUUAGAAGGAGUUGGGGGCGAUUUAGGUGAAGGUCCUCUUUCUGUGCAUCUGCUCAUCAUGGUGGUCAAGUCUCCCAUGUCUGUCUCUUUUUAACAACAUAAAUAUAAUUUUUUAUAUAUUUAUAUAUAUGUGUACAUGUAUAUAACUUAUUGUGCCACAAUGGUUUAUUGUUAUUUGUUUAUAUAGUACCAACAGAUUCCUCAUCAUUGUAUGGUGAGCAGGGCCAUAUUUACAUAGGGCUGAUGUAGCUGAAGCUCCAGGCCCAUGCUCAUUGAAUAGACUCACUGAUAAAAAAAUAAAUUAAAAAAAUUGAAACUACUCUUUACAUGCUCUUGCUUGGUAUAGAAAGAAUUAAGUAUGGAACAAAACUUGUGUGGACUGGCUGACUAUAAAUUAGUUAAGGUAAAGCUAAUGCAAAUGUACUUGCUGCUUCGGUCUCUAUAGCACUGUGGCUUGUACCCUUUAUUAUAAACUCACAACAUACUCCUUUUCUCUGUCCCAGACUGCAUACCAGGAGCAUUUGGCUGCUAGUAAGAAGGUAAGGAGAGGACUGGGCAAGUGAGUGCUAGGUAACAGUCCUGAGAAAGCAUAGUGUGAGCGCAUCAUUAGAUGCAUUUGCGCCAAGUUCAGGGUACCGUCUGCAUAGUACAAAUACCUGUUGUUAGGGGGUAUGGAUUUGGUUGAGAGAUGAAAGCGAGUUAUCAUCAUGGGGUAUGUGUUAUCUUAUAGCUGCAUCAUGUGAGUUUCCUCUAGCACCAUCUCCAUCAUUAAUUCAGUUCUGAAGGUGAACAAAGCAAGCAAAGUGGUGAUAUCUUGAAAACAUAGAAACAGGUGGUAUUGUGAACAUUGCUGACUUGAGGACACAAAACUAUUGGGUCUGUUUACUAAACUCUAUAUGUUGUCCAAAUGGACAAAAUUUGGUAAAAAAUAAAAAAUUCUAACCAGGUUGGCAUUUCUCAUACUUACUAUAGUCAUUAUGUUGUUCUGUCAUCCUGACUAAAUCUACAUCAUUUGGCCAGAUGCAUCUGAUGUCAGCUUUAAAAUCAGUACUUUCACAUACAAACUGUAUAGGUUACAGACAUUUACAAAACACAGAUAUUAAAAAAUUGGGACUGAAUGCAUCUGCUCGUAAAAAAAAAAUGUUGCACCAUUCCUCACUGGUGUUGGCUCGGGAGGUACAUUAAUAUAUCCUCUUCAUCCCCCACCCAUCUUGAACUGCCAGUGUGCAAAUAGUUUGAAAAUUUACAAUCUGGGCCAGAAUGUCAACUGUCCAGCAGUGUUUGGUUGGACAGGCUAAACUCCAGACACUAUUCUGGUUCGUUUGAAGAUAGAAGUUUGAAAUAUGGACAAUGUUAAAUAGUGUGAUGUUCACUGAACAAAGUCCUGAUUCUGUUGUCUGAAUGUCCCAGUACAGAGCCGGGUGGUUUGCAGCAUUUGCCAACAUUUGGGCCAUUCGAAAAUUAGUAUCGACUCAUGGAACUUCCAGGCUUGCGUGCUUUUAAAGUCUAAUUAGUAACUCAGGAGUUCAAAUUUUAAGCCCUGAUUUAAUGACAAUCAGCAAGUCAUGAAGUCACCUUAACGUAUUCCAGAACUGGUUCACCUAUUGUCAAUUUGCAUCCUAAAAAAACUGUGCAGAGUACAGUGCAGUUUGUAUUUUUCAAAGCAGUCCUAUAAUUUUCUGUAACCACUGUAAGGGGAUGUCUUGGCUCUUUAUUAUAUUACCAAGACUCUUUUUCCACUUGUGGAAUCCAUUUGUGCCUUUUGCCUUCUAGCAGUUGUUGGUCUACAUUACAGUUCCCAAGAUUAGUAUAAUCUGGAGGGCCAAAUUUGGAGACCCUUUGCUCGAUAUUAACCAUGCAUUAUUUGGCUAUCAUGCCAUAGCCAAAACGGCUAGGGUUAACAUCCAACACUUUUAUAACUUCUGUGGAAAUCAAUUAAGGACGAUUCUCCAAAGCUAGCCUUAAAUAACUAGCUGUCAGCAGCUGGGAUAGGAAAUUAAUAUUUUUGCUUAUCAGGUGGCUAGCUAUAAAUCAUUAAACAUCAGAGGACUGCCAUUCGAGUGGGUCAUUAGUGUGCAUAAAUAAACAGUUGCCUUACUCUGACUCCUGGGUGGGAAAACUACUCAAAAAUGUAGAUUUACUUCAUAUAUAUUAUCUUAAAAUUAUGUAAAUACAUACUCAGAUGAACAACUACACAUGACAUACUAGACAGUGCCAUGAUUUAUUUAACACAAAGCCAUGUGUAAAAACCUAAGUAUACCCUUACUGCUUCCAUAGGAAUUAAGAGGCUCAGUAGCAGACUGGUGCUGCUAAUCAAAUGCCCUUGAUUAAUUGAUCAUCAGCAAGUGUGACCAACUCUAUAAAAGCUGAAGUUUUAUGAAGUUUGCUGGUGUGCACCAUUCAGGUGUGUGUUAACACAGUGACAAGGAGAAAUGGCAUCAGUAAUGAUCUUAGAGAAGCAAUUGUCAAACUGGGUAGGGUUCUAAGGCCAUUUACAAACAAUUUAAAUCCAUCUGGAAAGAUUAUUUAAAUGUGGCUAACAUUCAAAACAGUUGCAAAUCUUCCAAUGAGUGGACGUCUGAGCAAAUUCACUCUCAGGACAGAGACCAUGGAAUGCUCAGAGAAAUUGCAAAAAGAAGAGUUAUCGCUCAGGCCUCAGAUAAAAUGCUAAAUUUUAAAGUUCAUGACAGUACAAAUAGAUAAAGACUGAACAAGAAUGGUUUAUUUAGAAGGGUUGCCAGGAGAAAGCCUCUUCUCUCUAAAAAGAACAUGGCAGCACAGCUUAGGUUGAAGUUGCAUCUGAACAAACCGCAAUACUUCUGAAACAAUGUCCUUUGGACAGACAAGACCAAAGUUAAGAUGAAACACAGCAUAUCAGCACAAACACCUCAUACCAUGUGUCAAGCUCUGUGGUGGAGGGGUGAUGAUUUGGGCUUGUUUUGCAUCCACAAGACCUGGGAACCUUGCAAAUCCUUGCUGCACACAAAUUUCUAUGUAGGACCAUAUGUUCUUACUUCAUAUGACAGGAAUUAUGUCACUAUACGACCUUCACCUGGGGCAGGAGAGAGAUACGCCAUUCACAGAAUGCAUCAGGCAGGGGUUCCCUGAGUUCCCUAAUGUAAUACAACAUUCUACAGAAGUUUUCAGGCCCAUUCGCUUUGGUUUCCUUCAUAAUAAAAUAAAUUAAACUUCUUGUGUAAGUUAAUAAAGGCUUUCUCUUUGAAAAGGUUUGUUAUGUAUGUAUCUCUCCUAGCAUUGCUAUAUAUCAUGUUGUUUGAAUUUUGUUAUUACAAAAAAAAUAAAAAAAAUACACCUGGCACUCUAUGAAGAAAUCAGGAUAUCUAUGAAAAUGAAAUUAAUUAUUGGAUAUGCCCGAGAAUGGGUAUUGGGAAAGUUAAGUUACUAGUGAGUGUGGUAUCCUAAAACUGGCUGGGGAAAGGAGAAUGAGGAUCACAAAUUGGCUUUGAUGCUACAUAAAUCGGAGGCUUUGGAUGAAAGAGUGAUAUUUGGUACCUACAAUUUAAUUUAAAGGAAAGAGGCGGAAACUGCAACUGAAUAUUAAUGGGAAAAUGGAGACCCGGAAUUGACUUGAUUAUGAAAGUUAAUAUCUAAAAAUUACUGAGGAUGAUAGAGUGUGGAAUAAGGAUUAACUGGAAUGUAAGAGCGGGGACAGUAAAUUAAUAGAAAAAGGGGUGGAAUCCAAAUCAUUACUAGAAUAGAAGGUUGAGUGGUAAUAUGAGUGGGAAGAUAUGGGGAUAUGAGAGUGAAUAUGAGGGACAUGAAAAAUCUUUAGAGUCAAAUUAGGCUGCGGUAAAGGGGGUUUGGAUUAAGUAAAAUCAUUUUUUAAAGUUUUUAAAUAAUACACAGAACAAGUAGAAAUGCUGAUUGCAGGUGUUAUUUAUAUAUGUUUAAUAGUAUGUUUUAGAUCUUACUUCAGACAGGUAGACUCCAGGACUAAGAGGGACAGUCUGAUGUAAACUAACAGGGCAUGCAGCUAAAGAAAGAUAAAUCUGUAAUUAAUUACUAAGUAAACUUUAAAACAUAGUCUUUUGAUCUCAGAAGCUGGUAAUUAACCCUUUCACCUUGAAUGAACAGCAUAAACUGGAAAACCCAUGAUCAAUGUCAACACAAUGGAAACGCCUACAUAAUGUGGCAUAGACUGCACUUGUAUAAGUAAUGUCAUGGAUUUGUAAUCCCUAAACGUCUCACCUGUCUAGAAUACAUGUACAAACCAAAUUAUCAAACUGAUUAAUGUGGAAAAUGAACAAAGUUGCUGAAUGGCAGGUUCUCCAUAUGAUAUUGAUUUAACUAUUAGUUUGCGUAAUUUUAAUAUUGUUGCCUUUUAAUCUUGUUCAGUUUUGCCCUUUCUUGCUCUUUAAAGUGAACUUAAACAUACAAAUGAGGAUAUAUAUAAACGUGUAGAUGCUAUGUAGAUCUGUUUGCUUCAUUUGCAUGUAACAGAAAAAAUAGAUUAAAACGGAACUUUGUAUUAUUCUUAUCCAGGGUACUAAGGAUUCUGGGAGAUCAGGGGGGUGGGAUAAUUUAAUUUUAUAUAAGAUACAAGAUGGAUGUAGGCAAAGCUCAGCAUCACUUCCCAUACCCAGAGAAGACUGAUUUGUUUGACACCCCCCCAUUCUUCAUAUAGGGAUGAUUAACGUAGCCAAGAAUAUUGAUGGUUCCACAGCCCUGUCAAACCCCUAGGCCCUAGUUAUCUGCCUACAUAGCUGUCCACAGGUGGAUUCAUGAUUGGUGUAUAUUACUAGCAACUGGGCAGUAGUAGCUAACCAUUCGCUAGUCUUUUACUACAGCAACUAGCCACUGGCUGCUUGUUAUGUAGGAGACAUGCCCCUACUCGCAACAUUGUAAAUGGGGGCAUGGAGGAGGUGUACAACUUCCUUGUACAAAUGUGGGGUUAUAAUGUGGGGUUUAAACUAUUUGCAAUAGCAGCCAGCAGGCAAAUAGUUAACCCCAAAUCCCAUAGCAACCAAAAGGCUUGGCCAUUGACUGUGCCAGUUGCUUCGGACUAGAGUAUGUAGAAGAUGUGAAUUCCAUUUUCAGCCCAAAUUCUUCCGAAUCGCAGUUCUUCAGAAACUGACUCCUAGUCUACUAAAAGAUGCUAGCAUGACAAAGCAGGCUUAAAGAGGAUCUGUCACUUGUCUUGAAUUUACACCAUAGAAUAAAUAAUUGAAAAUCACCUAUAACUUGUGUUAAUAUGUUUCAUGAGAUGCUCCAUUUCUUUCAAAUUUAUAUUAAAGAUUUAGCAAAUUACAUCAUAAUCCAGCUCACACAUAUCAAAGGCAGAGCAAACAUUGCAAAUUAAGAGGAAAAAUUGAAUUAAUUUAUUCUCUUCUCUGUAUGCCUACUCCAUGCUGACUGCCAGGUGCAAAGGACAGAGGUUAUAACAAUGGUCGACAGGGAGCUAAGAUGGAUGUGCCAAUUUGCAGGGUAAAGAUUUAUGAAUUUCUACAUUUAAUACUGAAAAGACUUUAUGCACUUGGCAUAAUUGGAACCUAAGUGAAAAAUGCAUUAACGCAUACAGGAUAUGGGAAGAAAUGGACAAGGUUCAGUUGGAAGUGGGAAGAGAUUUUGUUAGGUUUACCUUUGUGGUUCCUAAAACUGUUAAGGGUUUAGUUCAGUGUUUGUGGACAGUGUUUCUGCGUAUUUCUAGAAUUAAUUAACCAAGUCCUUGUAGCAUGAACUCUUAAUAUUAAAAUAUUAAGGGGAAGCAUGAACCACGGUUUGGGAAGAUUUACUCUGAACAAGUACCUAAUCUAGCACUCAAUCUUUUCUCUGAAAUUAUCGCUUGUGAUUGUUUUCACUAAAAUACAGUGUGAAAUUGACACAUAUCCCUCAACAAUUACGAUUCUGUUAAAUAAAACCAGGCUAUUUAGAUAUGCCAGGCUUAUUCCGUUAAACACUUUAAAGAUGUCUUUAUAGGAUGUCUUAUGUACCAUCACCGUCUAAUGUUAAAUGAAUAGUCAUAUUGUCCUAUUGUGUUUUAUACCCCACCUCUUCUAGACUGUAAGUUCGUUUGAGCAGGGUCCUCUUCAGCUUAUUGUUCCUGUAAGUAGUCAUAAUUGUCUAGUUUAUUUUUAAAUCCCCCCUCUUAUAUUAUUGUAAAGCACUACGGAAUUUGUUGGCGCUAUAUAAAUGCCAAUAAUAAUAAUAUUGAUCUGCAAGGGUGUUCCAGAAGUCAUUAUGUUUCUAGAAGAAUUAGCCAUCUUGCACUCUGUGAUGGAUCAAUAUUCUUAAAGGGACACUCCACUGCCCCCUUUCACUACCCCCCCAAAAAUUGUAAUAAAUAAUAAUUUAUGGAAAUAUCUCCAGUGAGAUCAUGCAUCCAUUUAAUGGUGCAUUUUGACAAAAAGCCAGAUCUCUUGUCUGCUGACUUUUCAAACCCCCCCUCUUUUAUCCCCACCUAGACUUUCUGUGACUGUCCAAUCACAGACUUCCCAAUACAGCUCAAUGAGAUGUCUUUGCAAGGCAGGUGCUCUGGGCAAUUGCAGUCUCUUAACCUCUUCCUGACCAAAGACAGAGAUUUUCUCGGUAUUCAAGGCAGACCGGGAGCACCCCAAUCGCGCUGUCCCUGCACCUGUGAUCGCUCUGACGGGCUGUUUUGUUGUUUGUUUGUUUUUUUAACCCUUGAGGGGUUAAAUUUAUUUUAUUAAUAAAUUUAAAUAUUUUAAAAUGAUGUAUUUAGCUAGCUGGGGUGGGUGGAAGUUAGUGGGUAAUUGGGGAAUUUGGUUUUAGGCUAGCUAGGGGUUAACGUUAAAAACAUUUUUAAAAAAGCUUUAAAAAGUAAAAAAAAGUUUAAUAAUUUUUUUAAUAACAUUUAAAAAAAGUUAAAAAAAAUCCCACCCCCUUUUACCCAGUCCGAAUAAAAAUGAACCCCUUCCCUGCCAGUUGAUCACUGCCUACGGUGAUCAAAAUACAGAUUACAGUAUUAUACACAGUAUUAUUAACCCCUGAGGACUAACUUUUAUUUAUUUUUUAACCCUUAGGGGUUCAUUUUAUUUCAUUAAUUAAUUUAAAUAUUUUAAAAUUAUAUAUUUUGCUAGCUGGGGUGGGUGGGAGUUAUGGGAAAUUAGGGAAUUUACUGUUAGUGCUGCUUACUGCUAGCUAGGGGUUAACGGUAAGAAAAGUUUAUACAAAAAUUUCAAAGUGUAAAAAAAGUUAAGAAAGUUUAAAAAAAUAUAAUAAGUAAAAAAGUUUAAAAACUAGUUUUAAAAAGUAAAAAAAGUUUUAAAAAGUAAAAUAAAAUACAUUAAAAAAUGCUUAUUACUACUACACCUGGAACAAACUAGAUAAAAAAUGAUCCCACGCUAAGGUUCAAAAUAUGUCUUUUGAAUUACCAUGGGUUGUAUUCUUUAAUAAAUAGUAUGUGUUUGUGGAGAAAUUUGAAUAAUCAACCAGCUAAACUAUUCCAAAAUGGAACAUGGACACAGCGUAAAACUUCAAAGUUAGAAAAAAACUGAAGGGCUGCGUCUCAAAUGUGCCCCUUCAACAUCCACAUAUACCUGGCAAAGGUACAUAUGGGGGUAUUGCUGUACUCAGAUGACAUAGCUGAGCAACAUAUGAAGUAUUAUACAGUCGUAGCACACAUAAGGUUUGCAAAAUAUACUGUGCUCACUUUGUGGGUCAAAAAGGAAGAAAAAAUGCUUAUUACCACUACACUUGGUACAAGCUAGCGGAAAAAUUAUCCCACGCUAAGGUUCAAAAUGCUCAAGUGCUUCAAAGUGGGACAUGGAUGCAUCAAAACCCUCCAUGAAAAUUCACACUUAAAAACCUGAACUUGUCACGUCUCUUUUACAGCACUUUAACUUCACAAAAUAGUAUCUAGGUCAUACAUUGGGCAUAUUGUUUUACUCAGAAGAUGUAACUAGGCAUAAUUUGGAGGGUUUUAUGACAGUGGUACAAAUCAAGUGUAAGAAAUACCCAGCAAAAAUGCAGCAUAUAUGUAAAAAUGCAAUUUUUUUCCCCCUCACCACAAACAUUGACAUAAAUUGGUGAAAAAUGGUGACAAGUUAAGGCACAAUAUACACCAUAUAAGAUACCCUGGGGUGUCUGCUUUAUCAAAUGAAAGCCCUUUGUGGGGUUAUUUGAACAGUCGCACUGCUAUAAUACCCUAAAAUGAGACAUAGGCCUGUCAAAUCCAUCUAUGAAAAUUCUAACUAUAGGCCUUGUCUCUCAUAUGGCACUGUAGCUUCACAGAAUAGUGCCAAAGGCAUACAAUAGGGGUAUCGUUAUACUCAGAAGAUGUAGCUGAACACAAUAUUGGGUGCAGGAAUAGCACACACCAGCGUUACAAAAUACUUAUUACAAAAACCUUGUUAUAUGUGUAUAUGCCAAACUAGAGAAAAAAAAUCAAUUUUACUCCAAUAUUUAGCAGAGAUUGGCGAUGAAAUGGCUACGUAAAAAGUGUCAAACUAACCAUAGGUAAAUAGCCUGUGAUGUCUACUUUAUAUAAAUAUAUACCUUUCUGUGGCUUUUUUUUUUCUGUGGUGGCUACUAAACCUAUAAGACAAACAUACCAACUUCUAGAAUUGUUUCAUAUUAAAAUUUUAUUUUAGGCCUUGUAUUUUGUGACCUGUAACUUUCAAAAUAAGUUGAAACCCUCUACAUAUUAUGUAGUCUAUAAAUCAAGACACAUAAAUGAAUUUAUUUUGAAUUACUUUUUCUAAGCUGGACAUUUUAUGCACACGCUAUUAUUGCCAAAACUGUGAAUUUUUUUAUUUUGUUUUUUUUUUGCCCCCCUUUAUUGCCAUUUUUUUAAUAUAAUUAAUGAGAAUUCAUCUAUGUAUAUGUGACAUAAAAUUAAAGCCCUCUUUUCUCUCUAAAAAACGGUAUAUGAUAUGUGUUGGUGCAAUAAAUGGCAGAGAUUGUGUUUGAACACAAACAGCAAAAAAUGCAAAAAUGGCUUGUGUCCUUAAGGGUAAGACAAGCUUUUGAAGCUGUGUCCUUAAGGGGUUAAGUUUAGUUCCACUGAGCUAAACAAACUAGGAAGUAACAUGACCCGGUGUCUGCUUGGCAUCCAGGCAGUGUAAUAUGGUUAAUUUAUAAAAUUGCCAAUUUAUGUUUAAAUCUGCACUUUUUGUAAAAUAAAAUAAAAGGACACACUCUUUUUACAUGCCUCCUUUAAGGAGGCACUUUCAUGUUUUGUUUUUUCCUAAUGCCACUUGUAUCUGAUUAUACUCUGCCAUUGCCAGUUGCCUCUAUUUACAUAUACUGUCUUUUCUUGCCUAUUAUGGAAAUCAAUAUCUAAGCACUUUUUAUCCUCAUUUGUCUAUGGUUUCCCAUGUGGGAUUGCUUUAAAGUGAUGGAUUGUGAAUAGAUUAGCAUAGCAAUUGAAAAACUUUGCUUAAGCCCUGCCAAUUUCUGAACAUUGACAAAGAUCGGGAUCCACAGAAGAAAACGGAGUCCCUACAUUUUCCUAUAUAUAAUUUAAAAACUAAGGUUAAUUUAAAAAAAUUCAAAUAUGGCGAAAAAGCCCAAAAUCUGCAAACUGACAAAGAUACUUUAAGUGUUGAAAAUAUAACUCACCGAUGGCAAUAAAAAAACUCACAUUUAGUAAAAGACACACACAAUUAAAUGUACCUUAGUCCUGAAAGAGGCACAUUACUGCUUUCCGUACUGUGUGACAAAUUCUUUCCUUAAAAGUGUAAAAACCAAUGUUGUGUUAGCAAAUACAUCUCUACAGGUUGUUAUCUGUAAGGCAAGUAUCAGUAAUAUAGUGAAAUCAAAUUGUGACAAGAUAUGCCAUUGAAGUUAAAGCCUUAUAUUAAGUAUAUAGUCAACUUGCAGAGCACAAAUAUAUUUUUACAAUGUAGUCGAUUGCCUGAGAUGUAGAGACUGAAUAAAACAAUUUUACAUAUUUUCUCUAGGAAAAACCAGAACAAAAGAUAAAUACCGCGUGGUGUACACAGAUCAUCAGCGCCUAGAACUGGAGAAGGAAUUUCACUAUAGUCGCUACAUUACAAUCCGCAGAAAAGCAGAGCUGGCAGCCACAUUGGCAUUAACAGAACGACAGGUAACCGAAUGCCAUCAUAUGCCAUGACAAAUCCCAAAAUGUAUAUCAGAUACAUAACUGUCUGAGAUUAUUAUUCUAUUUAAAUUUCCUAGUCUCUACUGAAAAGAAAGGUUUACACAUGCAGUAAUUACUAUCCUUGGCACUGCAGAUGCAUACUGAGCAUCAUGGGAAAUGUAGUUACUAACCAUUUGCAGUGGCACUGUAUGUUACCAUAUGGUGUUUAUUACAGACUACGCUUUCAUGUAAUUAUUGAUCUUAGUGUUGAUGUUGAUAGUAUGUGUGGCAAAUGUAUGAAUUCUUCACACUUGAAAAGUAGGGCUUAUCUAUAUUCAAAUAAGAUCUUGUAUUUACUAUUAUUGUAUACUAUAACUAUAUAUUAAGAUGUACACCUUUUGAUAAAGGAACUGUACAUAUUCAUGUAACAAUACGUGUUGAUAAGAACAAAUGAUCAGUACAUGGCCGUUAACAGUAAUGUUAAGAAAGAUGCAGCUAAAGUAGAGCUUUAGAAUGAGGAGAGGAUAAGGUUAGCUCUGGUAGUUGGCUAGGUUUGGGAGAGUCUAUAACAUUAGGGGAAUUUAGAGUACAGGGCUUAGGGUUAUUGGGUACUUGUUGUGGACUGUAGCUUCCUUUAUUCUUAUCCAUACCAAGCUGAGCCCUUGUAGCCUCCCAAUCCUUACGCCUUUCACAUUGUAUCAACCCUAAACCUGCAGCACAGGGUACACUGCUGCAUCCCUUCCCAUUGGCUAUUUGUAAAGCUGACAUUUUAAUGUGAAUUAUAAUUUGGUCAAAUAGGAAGGAGUCAUGUAUGUAAAAAUCAACUGAACCAGGUAAUGAGGUCUGCCGAUUUAUCUAAGCUCAUUCUUUAUCAACAAGUUUGCUUACUUUUCCCAUGAUGCCCAUGUUAGUCCUUUUUCCCCCUACAAAAAAUCUUGGUAAGCAAAUUAUUAUUGACUAAGGGUAUACCGACUGACUGAAAUAUACAAAUACAGGAAACAAAGUAAAAACAAGAAAAUUUAAAAUAUAGAAAAAGAAACAAUAAAGUUGAAAAAAAUGCUACAUUUAUUGUUUUAUCAUAUCUGUAAAAGAUGUUGUUCACUUCACAGGUAAAAAUCUGGUUCCAAAACAGAAGAGCAAAAGAGAGGAAAGUAAACAAGAAAAAAAUGCAACAACAAAGUCAACAGGCAAGCACCACAACACCGACACCUCCUGCUGUAGGAACCACUGGUGUGAUGGGGGGAAUUUGCUCCAGCAGUAGUAGCAACAGCAACCUUGUAUCACCGUCGGCAAUGACUAUCAAGGAGGAAUAUCUUCCUUAAGAGCAUCAAUUGAGUGUUAAUAUGACCUUCAUAUUAAAUACAUCUCACCAGUCUAUCCAGAAUGGACCAUACCAUCCUUAGAUUUCUGAAGGGGUAACUGUUAUAAAGGUGACGGCAGCAUUUUUUUUUAAGGGAUUAGCAGAUCUAUCCAUUUUUCUGGAAAUGAAGCCACAUCAGAACUGGUGAUACAACAGGAAUCUCUCUCUUGAUAGAGAAAAAGUUUGCUUUACGGACACUAAUUGGACUCUGUAUUAC